UUUUAGUCAGACGCAGGUGGUAGGCUCAGUCGCGCCAUGCGGCAAACCUCAGGUGCCCCACAGGCUCGGGCUGGGCAUUGUACGUUUUCGUUCUGCAUGUUCAGUGAGGGGUGGAGCCCCAGUAAGCAUGACAGCCAAGUGAGACAUUUCGAAAAGGCUCUUGGAGUAGAGCGCCGACGGCAAGAGGGAGGAAAAGCCGUGCGGAGCCUGUCUGAGACACCGGCUGGGUACCGCAGAUGCAGGGCGCAUGCCUACUAAACACCCUGGCAUUAGCAAAAAAAAAAAGGGGUCAAUUUUUCCCCCGUGGACGAUUGUACGCAUAUAUCAAUAUAUAAAAACUGAUUUUCGUACAUAAAUUCCUUUUUUUUUCUUAGCCCUCUGCGUGUCUGUUCUGUAGCGUGGGUUUUUUUUCCUGUUCGAUUUGGGUAAACGAUGCUGCCUUGUCCAUCUUCACCGAUGCCGGUGAAGGAAACCGAAGGCGAUGAAGAAAUAGAAGCACAGAAAGUAAAAAAGGAGUAUAAGCGACUCACAGAACAGCGAGAUGAGGCCGAGAGGCAGCUGAAACACAUCAAACGAGUUUCACAAAUGGUUAUUGAGGAAGUGAGCGUUCUGCAGACGCAGCUGGAGAUUGAGAAGUCCUGCAGAGAAAAUGCAGAAGCUUUGGCAACGAAGCUUAACUGUGAGAAUAGGAAGCUGAAAUACCUCAGCCUGACAUCAAGGCCCUGUCUGGAUGAGCUCCUGCCCAGCAUCUCGGACUGCAUUGCACUGGAAGAGGAAGCUGAGCCUCAGGACCCUAGCCCUGACCCCUUCACCCAGUACCAGCAACAGGUCAAAGACCUACAGGAGACUGUGAGCGUUCUGCUGGAAGAAAAGAAACAGCUCACCUGUCAGCUGCAAGACCAGCAGAGCCAAAUUGAAGAGCUGACCGCACGUAUUGAAAAGGAUCAGGCUGAGAUGAAGGAACUCCAUAAAACUGUUGAGCAGCAGAGCAAGACUAUCAAGAGGUUCAACAGAGUCUCAGUAAUGGCUGCUCAGGAGUAUGAGGACCUGAGGGAGCAGUUGGAUCUGGAACAGAGCCUGAGGCAGAAAGCCGAGUCCUACGCUCAUGAGAUGCUGGUCAAGCAGAAGGAAGCCAACAGGCAGAGCAUGAUUCUUCUGCAGCAGGCAGACCCAAGCCUUCAGCUCCUCAAAGCCCUGGAGGAUGUGGCCAGUAUCACCAAAACACUGGAGGACGAGCGUCAACAACACCAGCAGAAAGUAAAGGAAUUGGAACUUGAGCUGCAAGAGUCUGCCCUCCGGCUCAAGCUCUCAGAGCAGCAGAAACACCUGGAGCUGGUGGAGGAGGAGAAGCGGGAGGCAGAUGUUCGGAUUCAGCAGCUGGAGGAGAAGAACAGCCAACUGGAGAGCCAAGUGCAGGAGCUGCUAGAUGUCCAGAAGACCCAGCCGUCAGAACUGGGGACAGACCUCAAGAAAAGAGACUCACUCAUUGCAAUAAUGAGAAAAUCCUCAAAGAACUCCAAAGGACCUCUCAAGGCUGAACCUGCACCUGUGAGCGGGCCAGUGGAUGAUGUGAAGGUGAAAGCAGUAAAUGAGAUGAUGGAGAGGAUUAAGCAUGGGGUUGUGUUGAGACCUGUCAAGGGACAAGACACCAAGAGAUUUGGUCCUAAGCAGCCCCAGCCACCUGAAGAGAAACAACAGGAGAGUGCCAUGGAGGAACUGAAGGGCAUUUUGGACAAUGUUAAGAAGAGCCCUAGCAGGGGGUUUCCUGAAGUAGCUCCUGGUAAGAAGGACAGUGAACUGGAAGUGAUUCUGAGGAGGCGACGGAAACAAGCCUGUGACCCUGAGACAGGAGAUGACAAGGAGAGUGAAAUGAGCAAGGUCUCCUCUUCUGAAAGCUUGAAUGCCAGGCACAGUUCAGAUUCUGGCAAGGAGCCUAUUGCAUCCUGCAAUGAGGGCAGUGUGCACAGCUCUCGGGCUGACAGGGGCACAGGAGAAGUGGUGGCUAAUGGCUGCUAUGGCAGUGGUGAGGACAAUGAGAAGAAAUCAGCAACUAAGUGCGCACAACCUAACGGAUUUAGCCAUGCUCUUCCAAACCGUGAUAAGCAUGGCAUCCAGACUGCAGGCUCUCCGGAUGGCCCCCUCCCUGUGAAUGGUAGCACUGAUGCUGAGUGUUAACCUCAGCAACAGGGCACAGGCAAAUGGCUGGGGUAGGGGGAGUUGGGGUGACAGCUGCACAAUUUGCACACCAUUUAAAGAACAAAGGUUUUUUUGUAUGUUUAGAUAACAUGAUUUCAAAGCUUUAGGUUCACUAGAUGUUUUUAGAUGCACAUGCUGUCUGCUAGCGGGGGUUGGUGUCUGCUUAAGGAAUGCACUGUUGUUUGGUAUGUAAUGGAUGAUAUUAAGUUGUUUUGUCUCUCAAUCUUUUAUUAGACUAAGGCACCGAAAAGCAGGAGAGCUCAAAAUUAGGUCUUCAAAUGAGUACCCAAGCCACACUAAAUUAUCUUAUACUGUAGUUCCAUGAAUUUGUAAAAGAUAGGGUUGAAUCCCUAUUGUUCUUACUGUAGGUUUCCCGUUUUGAAAGUUUUGACUUAUAAUCAUAUUUUUGUGUUAACUUAUUAAUGCUUUAUUGGAAAUCAGGAUUUGCUUCAUAUAAGAAAAAAAAACACAAACACGUUUUACUUUCAAACUUAAUUUAUUCUUUAACUCAGUAGUUAAGGUGUCCACAUUCCACUUAAAUGCACUGCCUGACAUUUAAACAAAAUAAAAAAAAGUCACACAAUUAUAUGGUGAACUAUGCUAAAUUAUAUGCAAUGCUAACUUUUGUGCACAGAUGUCAACAAAACAGUAAUAUACAUAAAAGGUUUGCAGUCCUGUCGAUAUUUUUGGGACAGCUUUGUCAGAUAAGUUUAAGUGUCUUCUGCCUACCUCCUUGCAAGAGAAUUCACUUGCUUGUCAAUCCAAAAAUUGUAAACCAGAAUGAAAACACUAAAGGCUAAGGAAACACAAAUGCUAAAAAUGUCUUCCACAUUUCACCAAAGAGGUAGUUGUACUGCUUUGGUUACAUAAUAUUCCAGAGGUUCAGCACACUUUAAGUGCUGUGAGUUCCCUCUGUUCUAGAUACAAGGUGCUACUGUAUAUAUUCCAGUUCCAUUAUCGUUUCAUUGCUGGAGUAUGGCUACAUGUAGCAGGCCCACCAAUACAAUCUGGAAGCAAGAGUAUCCCACCAAGACCUAUGCUAUGCACAGAGGUAAAGUCUAAAUAGCUCUAUGUGUUCAACAAGAAAAAGCCUUUAAGUCUGUAUUGCACUAUUAGUUUUUAGGUAAUUGUUCUCAUAAUUCAAAUCAGACACCUCUAAAAAGAUUUCAUAAGUGAAAGUCUGAAAUACUUUUUUUUCACUACAACAAAUUAAGCCUGAAGACACCACAUUGACAAAUGAAACUUCACCUGUGCUCUCUCAGUGCUUAUGCAGGUUAUUAGUGAAUCGCAGCUGUUAAAAUGCUCCCAUUGAACAAAACACCAAAUAUACCCUUUAGAGUUUAUGCAUACUCACCUGUUUAACUGAAUAUAUAGAGGUUGCUGUACUCUCUUAUCAUUCAUGAAUUUGACUACUGAGGAGUUGCUGUGUAGAUGUUUUUUUUUUCUAUAGUCCCUUUUUUGGAGGGUACUGAAUUUUAAGUUCAAGUAAAUAAUUUCAAAUCAAGAACUAAUUUCUAGUAAAACAAGAUAAAAUCUCCUAAAAGUUGCUCCCUAGAGACCAUAAAUAUUGUCAGCCUCCCUUUCAGGUAGUCCAAGUUCUAAAGUACUGUUAACAUUUUGAAGUAAGCCUAUGUCUAUUCAUUAUGUGGCCAGAUGUUAAUGGAACAGUAGACUUACUAUUACAUUUAACCACAGUAUAAUGUAUUGCACCUGAAUGUUCACCUUUUUGUUGCCAUCUAAUGUUCUGUAACACUGUAUGGUAGUGGUUUGUGUGAAUAUGGGUUUGCUGGCUCCAGAUUACAGUGUACACUUGAGAUGUAAAGACUUGCAAUGUGGUAUCAUCCUAUUCUUAGGUUUCUAAAACUCUUCACCGCUUUCCAUUAUUCAUAUAAGUUUUUUUAAAAAUUUGCAACAAAUAAAGUUUUGGCAAUUUGA
Messenger RNA from Lepisosteus oculatus (spotted gar), 4131 nucleotides. The record is from RefSeq and is a predicted model, not a curated record. NCBI's taxonomy places the organism in Eukaryota, Metazoa, Chordata, Actinopteri, Semionotiformes, Lepisosteidae.